Nannizzia gypsea CBS 118893 is the source of this 351-nucleotide messenger RNA. RefSeq lists its product as hypothetical. The record is from RefSeq and is a predicted model, not a curated record. The transcript is spliced from 2 exons. NCBI's taxonomy places the organism in Eukaryota, Fungi, Ascomycota, Eurotiomycetes, Onygenales, Arthrodermataceae. Bases 1 to 351 code for a protein of 116 amino acids.
AUGGCACAAAAGACAAGACAAGCAAUGUACAAGAACGAAGCCACCAAGCAAGGUAACGCUGAAAGGCGCCCUGAUGAGUUGGAGGUGGUUGGCGAUGCAGAGGAGGUUGGAGUUGACGUUGAGGAAAAAGGCGACGUUCAGGGUUUUGACCCUUUUGUUAGGCGUUUCGAAGCUUACGUGAUCACAUCAUGUGGUUUCGGUCCGUUUUUUACCCUUUAUCACGUGGAUAAUGCUUACGUUGUCAAGAUAACCAAAGCUGCGAUGGCAUCCAAAGGAAUCAUUCACGGAUUGAUAUAUUACGAGUGCAGUGACGGCGCAGAGCGGGUCGAUACGCACAGUGGACCAGUUUAG